AGCCCUCAACGGCCAUACCCAAAGGCCCAAAAACCAGUGGCAUUUCCCGUAAUAUUUCUCCGCCUUGUGUCCCAUUGCCAAUUCCUCCGUAACUUCCUCGUUGCUAAAACCCUAAAACCCCAAUUCUCGCACAAUUCUUUGGAAACCCUUUCUUUUCGGCGGCUCUGUGCUCUUUGACGUCGGAGCCUUUGGGUUUUCCUCUUUCGCCGCCGGCCAUGGCCUUGCUCAGCCGCCUGAGGCCCGCCGCGCUGUGGCUUCCUCGAGUGUCGUGUUCGAACCGGGGAUACGGAUCAGCUGCGGCGCUUCAGCUCGACUUCGAUUAUUACGAUGAAGAAGACAACGGCCCCCGAAUCCAUUCGGACCGUACCCGGUUCGUGGAGGAUUCUGAUGGAUCCUUACCAGGCAGGGGAGUUCAGUGGGUGAUCAUCGGUGACCCAAUGGCAAAGCGAAAUGUCUAUGCUGAGUGGCUCUCCAAGCUCCUGGGCGUUCCCCAUAUUUCCAUGGGCUCUCUUGUCCGUCAAGAACUCCACCCUCACUGUUCUCUUCACAAGCAGAUUGCAAGUGCUGUGAAUGAGGGGAAGCUAGUUCCAGCCCAAGUAAUUUUCGGGCUGUUGUCAAAGAGGCUGGAAGAAGGGCACUGCCGGGGUGAAAGUGGUUUCAUUCUGGACGGGAUUCCUCGAACCAAGGCACAAGCUGAAAUGCUAGACCAAGUUGUGGACAUUGACUUGGUUUUGAAUCUAAAGUGCAUAAAGGAUUCCACGGUGAAGAAAAGUGCAAGUGGUGGGAUCUUUUCGUGUCCAGAAUUUCUCAGCAUGAGCAGCCCCUCUAAAUUGAACAUUGGUCCGCAGCCAGAGACUGUUAAUUUGAAGUUGUCUGAUUAUGCAGAAACUUCCUGGAGGGAGAAGUUGCGUGUGUACGCAGAGCAGAGCAAACCAUUAGAAGAAUAUUACAGGAAGCAGAGAAAGCUACUUGAUUUCCAAGUAUCUGGGGCGCCGGGAGAGACAUGGGAAGGCCUCCUCGCUGCUUUGCACCUUCAGCACAUGAAUGUUAUCCCUUCACCACAGAAGUUGACCACUUGAUGCUGAUCUGAAUCCACCCCUUUCUUCAAGGAGUGAUCAGUAUGGAAAUCUGAGUGUGAUAAAAGCUCAAGAGUUUUCUUUUUGGGCAUUCAAUUUUGUUUGCUUUUUGUUUGCCAUUUGUGUACAAGUAGUUGUAGCAAAGAGCCACGGUAGAAGCCAUAUAUUGGUAUUGUUCAGUCUUUCUUUCUGUUAUAGCCAGAUUAAGUUAAAUUACUACUCCCUAUUAUGUUAAAGAGAACUGAACCGUAAGAAUUCUCACGGA
Messenger RNA from Cuscuta campestris, 1341 nucleotides. Lineage: Eukaryota; Viridiplantae; Streptophyta; Magnoliopsida; Solanales; Convolvulaceae. The record is from the annotation of a GenBank genome assembly.